Molecule: messenger RNA, 2261 nt
Organism: Exaiptasia diaphana
Lineage: Eukaryota; Metazoa; Cnidaria; Anthozoa; Actiniaria; Aiptasiidae
Product: protein lin-41
Exons: 4
Coding region: 27-1910 (627 amino acids)
Biological process (GO): regulation of apoptotic process
Molecular function (GO): protein binding
Source: RefSeq, a predicted model, not a curated record
ACAUCGCAUGCUGGAAAACAAACGGAAUGGCCGGCACCGUUCAGUGUGUAACGCCAUUUCGUCUUCUAUUGGGAACCAUUUCAAGUCAGCUGCUCAAAGACGAUGUAAACAAAUUGAAAGCUCAACUUCAAGGACACUUGAAUAAAGAAUGUUUGGAUGGUCUUGAUGAUGGUGGUCAAUUAAUAAAGGUUCUCUAUCAAAGAGGACUAAUUAACGAUAAAAAGUUAGCUUUUUUGAGGAGACUUUUGGCUGAAUGUCAUCUUGUUGAGCUGGUGGAGCUUGUGGAUGAUUUCAGGAAUUCGUCAACAGAUGGGCAAUCCAGAAACGAAACGGCUCGCAUGAGAAAAAGGCUYCACGAUCUACAAGUCAUUMUAGCUCGACAACAAACAGAAUCGAAAAACUACGAAAGCAUUGGUAAUGAAUUGAAAGACCUACUAUCAGAAAAAGAAAGUCUUCUUGACGGACAAAAAGAGCUCUGCAUAAAUCAGCAAGAAUCAGUUGAUAGUCUCAAUGAGAAGCUAGAAACGUCCAUAAACGAGAGAGAUGUAAUAGAAGAACGCGUUACAGAAAGCGAGGAAGUUAUUAAACUACAAGAAAAAGAGCUAAAAACUCUCCAGGAUACUUUAAAAAACUCGAGGCUCAUCGUCAAGAGAAACAGUCAAACUCGAGUAAGCGUCUUUGAUAAGCACUCCAACGACAAAUCAAAGAAAAAUCACGAAUCACUCAUGAAACAAACUGAGGACAAAGCAGAGACAUUGAGAAAGUACAAAGAAAAUAGUAAGCAAACGUUGACAUUACUGUAUUCUCAAAGAAAAAACGUCCGAAAACUUAACUUGGAUAUACUAGAUGAGACAAAGAACAUGAUUAAGACGGAUGAAGAAAUUCUUCACACGUAUGAAGAGAUGAGGAAAAUACGUCAAAAGUUGAGACAAAAUGWUAUUGAUGUCUGGGACCUAAAUUGUGAACUGGAAGAUUCUCAUUAUGAAAUUAGAAAAUCUGAUAAUCACCAGGUUUUGGAUAAAGCAAGUACAAUUCCUACCGAGAGGCUUGACGAUACCAGUAAACAAAAGGUAAUAAACUAUCAAGACGUCUCGGAGGAAAAUUCGUACUAUUUGGGUUGCUAUGGAAGCAAGACGGAUAUUCUUCAAUUUGAUUGUCCUUCGGGUGUAACAGUAACACGCGAUGACGUCAUCUUUGUUGCAGACAAGGGAAAUUGUAGGGUGCGUAUAAUGGACCAAGUCGGGUGCGAGAUAARAGAAGCAUUAACAAUGAACAGCGCUCGUCCAACAUCACUUGCAGCGAACAAAAAAGGAAACAUUAUCACAACAGACUCUCACAUUAUCAAAGUUUUCACUUCAGAUGGCAUGCUUUCUCACAAUUUCCUUCCAGUUUACAAUAAGAAAGACAAAAGACCAAAUAUUUCUGCUUUAGCAGUUGAUAAAGACGGUCAUAUUCUUGCUGCUGACAUUACCAACGAUAGAAUUCAAAAGUUUCGCAUUGACGGUCAGUUUGUAGGUUUCAUAGGGGGGCCCGCAUUAUUGAGCAGUCCCAGCGGUGUUGCGGUUUCAAAACAUGGUGACAUCAUAGUUUCCGAACAUGAAAAUCAUCAGCUUAAAAUCUUUCAUCACCAUGGGAAAUCCUUCAAUACCAUUGGUGGGGAGGGUAUUGGAAAGGCACAGUUCCUGUAUCCAAGUGGUCUAGCCAUAGACAACAAAGGAAAUAUUAUAGUAGCUGAUACAAUGAAUCAUCGUGUUCAAGUGAUAUCGAUGGAAGGCGAGUAUAUCGCCUCAUUAGGAAGACUGGGUUCUGGUUUUGGUUGCUUGGAUACGCCGCGUGCAGUUGCAGUUAAUCGUCGAGGUCACGUGUAUGUGGCGGAUAGUGGAAAUCAUCGUAUAACUGUAUUUACAUAAAGUUUUAAAUUUCUUACUCUUCAAUAAUUUCACAACAACUUUAACUAGCAUCAUACGUGAUUUCACAAACGCUGGACGACAAUGGAUACAAAUUAUACAUUUUGAUUUAGCUCCAGACUGAUUCUAAAGCAAAAGUUUAAUCGAAAACAGUGCACCUUAUUUAUUGGGAAAGUUAUCGUCAAACACCAUCUCAUUACAGCUGAAUGUAAUAUAUUCCAUACAUCUGCUUUUAUACUGACGUAUACUUCGAUAGUUUGUCAUAGACUCUUCGCAAGUCUCUUAUGCGUCGUUUGGCCUUCCACUGGAAAAAAUAGUUCACAUUAAAAGGUUGUAAAUUUGAUGUAAAUAUUA